Molecule: messenger RNA, 1012 nt
Organism: Hippocampus zosterae (dwarf seahorse)
Lineage: Eukaryota; Metazoa; Chordata; Actinopteri; Syngnathiformes; Syngnathidae
Gene: dmac2
Product: distal membrane arm assembly component 2
Exons: 6
Coding region: 80-841 (253 amino acids)
Molecular function (GO): protein binding
Source: RefSeq, a predicted model, not a curated record
CUAGUGGGAAAGAUACGAACUAUCUCAUAAGCAGGCAGACAUUUUUGACCCUCGUGCGUUUCUGUAGAAAAACAGAAGCAUGGCUGCCUCCUUGGUGUCUCUACUCGGGUGCUGUCAGCGGGCAUCUCGGCUCCUAGUUGCUAGGCGACCUUGGAGCUCCAGCCCUGUGAGCCCGCCUCCCAUGCACAGGAGGCUGCUCCUCUUCCUCACCCAGCGUUUUUCUGAUUUCGAGGUGCUCCUCAGGUGGAAGUCUCGCAUGAAAAGGAGAAGGCUGCUCAGAAAAAAUGCUUACUACAGCUACACUCAGGGCCUUUACGGUGUUGACAUUGCAGCAGCCUACUUCGUGUUGUGUUUGAAAGGAGGAUUUCGAUUUGUUGGCCAUUCAGAAUGGUUCCGUGCAGACCAUAAGGGAAAGUUCAAUUGGGACUUUUUGAAUUACAAAGACACACCUCUUGAGGAAGUAGACAUGAGUUACACCAUCAUCAACUACACUGGACUGUCCAACUUGGAGGCACAGCGAUCUUUGCGGACUCUGUCUGUACGAGGAUGCUAUGAGGUGGAUGACUGGUUCUUGGCUAGGCUGCAUGUGUUCCAGGACUCUCUGGAGGAGCUGGACAUCUCUCAUUGUCCACAGAUCACCCCAGGCGGCCUGGCUGCCCUGAGGAAUCUCAAGGCACUGCGGCGUCUGGAUGUGUCAUCCCUUCCAAGGAUUUCGACACCUGGCUUGGUGAUCAUCCUGCUAGAGGAAAUGUUGCCACAAUGUGAGGUCAUUGCGUCUGGUUAUGAUCACAGUUUAAAGCCAGAAGUUGAAAAAGGGCACAGUCAAGGCUCGGGGGAAUGAAGCAUCUUUGUUGGUUUCCAUCCAUAUUAGAUGAAUCCACUUCGAUCUACAAUACUGGGUGUGUUAUCUUUACUUUUGUCUGGAAGGAUAAUUUUGUCUUUAUUUGAAAAUCAAGUUAUUUGUUUCAUAACUGUGUACAGUAUGUUAUCAAUAAAGAUUGAUCUGAUCUGA